GUGCGUUUGCCUUUCCCUUGUGGCUCAUUUCAGGAGCCGGUCCCGUAUGAGCACCAUGGCUGGUUACCAAGUGGAGGAGCGAGGCGCCCUAAACAGCCUGGACUAUAGGCUCUUCUUCAAAAAUGAUCAAGGACAGUACAUCUCUCCUUUCCAUGACAUUCCAAUAUAUGCAGAUGCUGCCAAGCACAUCUUCAACAUGGUUGUGGAAAUACCUCGAUGGACCAAUGCUAAGAUGGAGAUUGCAACUAAGGAUCCUCUCAAUCCAAUUAAACAAGAUGUGAAGAAAGGAAAGCUACGUUACGUUGCUAAUGUAUUUCCCCAUAAGGGAUAUAUCUGGAACUACGGCGCUAUUCCACAGACAUGGGAAGAUCCAAUGCAUAAAGACAAAAAUACCAACUGUUGUGGAGACAAUGAUCCAAUCGACGUUUGUGAAAUUGGAGACAAGGUGUGCAACAGAGGCGACAUAAUUCAGGUGAAAGUUCUGGGCACGCUGGCAUUGAUUGAUGAAGGUGAAACGGACUGGAAGAUCAUUGCAAUCAAUAUUAAUGAUCCUGAAGCUGCUAAUAUGAAUAAUAUUGAUGAUGUCAGAAGAAUUAAGCCUGGAUACCUGGAAGCAACUGUGGACUGGUUUAGACGAUACAAAGUCCCUGAUGGGAAGCCAGAAAACCAGUUCGCAUUCAAUGGAGAAUUUAAAGAUAGGGACUUUGCAAUUGAUACCAUUAAAAGCACUCAUAACCAUUGGAAGGCUCUAAUAAUUAAAAAAACAGAUGCAGGAGAGAUUUGUUGCACAAAUGCAACUUUGACAGAUAGUCCUUUCUGUUGCAGUCAAAAUGCUGCCAUAGCCAUUGUGACAGCGCUACCUCCUUGUGGGACCUGUAAUCCACUACCAGCUGAAGUGGACCGGUGGUUCUUUUGCCAUUGAAAUUCGACCAAAGGACAAAAGUUACAGAAGCUGCUGCCUACUCAUCAAGAUAUUUGUGCAGAACAUUUGUGAAGAACUGGCUAAGAAUCCAAAACAAUAUGUUUAUAAAUAAGUAAUUUAUGACUCCCAGUCCACUGUACACAUUAAAAAAAGAGAGAGAUUAGAUGAUGUAAAACUCCAACUAAAGUCUUUAAAUAUAUAUCGUGAAACUCACAGACACAUUCUGUAUCAAUAUUAUUUUGUCAUUUGCUAGGUUUAUCACAGUGUUUUCCAAUAUAAAAUUUUAGGUUUGGGUUUUUUUUCUCUCUGUCAGACAGGUUUAUUUUAACAUGGUGGGGGAGGAAACCUCACACUGAUUCUGAAUGCUUAGCCACAUUCUCAUUCCUUGAAUGCCAUUUUUAAGUCUUAAGGUACCUUACAAAAUUAACAAACCAUGGAACUGAGAUUAAAUGUAGAACCAGAGAAGGUAAUUUGAGUGGUGUUGCUGCUUAUGGCUGCUUCCAUUCAUUGAUGCAGUCAGUAGAUAAUAAAUUAACAGUGUGCUAGGAUUUAAUGGAAAA
Thamnophis elegans (Western terrestrial garter snake) is the source of this 1482-nucleotide messenger RNA. It is a transcript of the gene PPA1, whose product is annotated as inorganic pyrophosphatase 1. Gene Ontology annotation, biological process: phosphate-containing compound metabolic process. Gene Ontology annotation, cellular component: extracellular exosome; cytoplasm. Gene Ontology annotation, molecular function: inorganic diphosphate phosphatase activity; magnesium ion binding. The transcript has 11 exons. NCBI's taxonomy places the organism in Eukaryota, Metazoa, Chordata, Lepidosauria, Squamata, Natricidae. The record is from RefSeq and is a predicted model, not a curated record. The coding region runs from base 47 to 922 and encodes 291 amino acids.